Molecule: messenger RNA, 2585 nt
Organism: Penicilliopsis zonata CBS 506.65
Lineage: Eukaryota; Fungi; Ascomycota; Eurotiomycetes; Eurotiales; Aspergillaceae
Exons: 5
Coding region: 43-2376 (777 amino acids)
Biological process (GO): transmembrane transport
Molecular function (GO): oligopeptide transmembrane transporter activity
Source: RefSeq, a predicted model, not a curated record
UUUCCUCUUUCCCUUCAUUUCCCACCACCACCACCACUAACCAUGGCGGACAGUGUGGAUGAAAGCCCGGUCUCGACCCCUGUGGUCGAGGUGACCAAAACGGGAGCCACCGUCUUGGACGAGAAGCUGCCGGACUUGCAUGACGUCGAGGUUGCUCCGGGGUUUGUCGCCCAGAAGGACUUUGAGGGCCAUUACAAGGACGUGCCUCUGGGAGAGGGCAUUGUUCCCGACGACAACGACGAGUUCAUCGAUCCCCGCCUGCACGACUAUCCCAUUCCUCUCGUGGCCAAGACCGUCGAUCUGCGGAACGACCCAACCGAACCGAUCCUCACCUUCCGCUUCUGGGUUCUUUCCACCUUCUGGGUCUUCGUCGGCUGUGCCCUGUCGACCUUUUAUUUCUUCAAGCCAUACUACAACACCAUCACCAGCUAUGCCGUGCAGUUGCUGGCCUGGGGCAUGGGCGACGCCAUGGCCCGUUAUCUGCCCAAGCGCCAGUUCAACUGGUUUGGAUGGAAGUGGUCGAUGAACCCGGGCCCCUGGAACGCCAAAGAGCACGCUCUUAUUGUUGUUGCCUACUGGGGGAGUUGCUAUACGGCCAUCGGAAUGGGCCCCCUGUCCGCCAUUGAACUGUACUACGGCGAGAAGCUGAAUGCCGGAUGGUCCAUGUUCUUCCUGCUGGCCUCGCAGAUGAUCGGAUACGGCUUUGCUGGCCUCUUCCGUGACAUCCUCGUCCGGCCGCCCAAGAUGUACUAUCCGGGAGUCCUGCCCAACGUGGCGCUGUUCAACGCGAUGCACCGCAAUCCGUCUGCCACCAAGAAGGCCCUCAAGUACUUUGCCAUUGUGGCCGCCGUCACAUUCACCUAUGAAUGGAUCCCCGAGCUCUUCUUCCCCUUGCUGGGCUCUCUCCCACUUGUUUGCUGGUUUGGCCAUGGCAACUGGAAGGCCUUCAUCAUGGGAUCGGGCUACUACGGAUUUGGCGUCUUGGAUUUCUCGCUCGAUUGGAACUACAUCACCUUCAUGUAUCCAUACUACACGCCUCUGUGGUCGAGUCUGAACCAGUGUGCCUUUUGCCUGUUCUGCCUCUGGAUCCUGUAUCCGGCCAUCUACUUCAGCAACACGAUGAACGCGCAGAACUUUGCUCCGAUGGACACCAACACGUACACGAUCAACGGCAGCACCUACGACGUGUCGGCCAUUGUCGGCAGCAACAACGAGGUCAACCGCACCGCGCUGGCCAUCUACGGCGGCCCCUACUGGGCGCCCUCGUACGUCUUCAACUGGUUCUGGACCUUUGCCGCCCUGGGGGCCUCGCUGGCCUACGCCAUCCUGUGGUACGGCAAGUCGGCCGUCGAGGACUUCAAGAUGGCCUGGAACAACAAGCGCAGCGACUACGAUGACCCCUACCUCAAGCUGAUGUCUUUCCAGAAGCGUGUCCCGCACUGGUGGUACAUGGCCCUGCUGGUGCCGUGUGCCGUCAUCGCCAUCGCCCAGGGCUACGAGGGCAACAUGAAGCUGUCCGCCUGGGGCUUGGUUGUCAUCUGUCUGUUUUCCUUCAUCUUCACCUGGCCGAACGGGAUCCUGUGGGCGGUGGCCAACACGCAGGUGGGUAUGGGCUCCUUCAGUGAUCUGCUGGCCGGCAUCAUGUUCCCGGGCAAGCCCACUGCCGUGCUGGCCGCCUACACGUACGGCUACUGCGUGCUGGAACAGAACCUGAACCUGAUCUCCGACUACAAGUUCGGCUUCUACAUGAAGAUCCCCGAGCGCGAGAUGUUCUGGGGCCAGGUCUGGGGCACCCUGUUGGGCCCGUUCAUCAACUACGGCUUCAUGCAGCUGAUCGUCGACCGCGAACGGCCGUUCCUGAUCGGCCAGCGCUCCUCCGAGGCGUGGGACGCGGUGCAGACGCGUGUCUACUAUUCCAACUCGAUCAUCUGGGGCAUCCUGGGCCCCAAGGAGUUCUUCAACGAACGCUAUCCAUGGGUCUACUAUGCCUUCCUCAUCGGCCCGGCCUCGGUCUUCCUUGUCUGGCUCGUGCAGAAGCGCAUGCCCAAAUGGGACCUCGAGAAGUGGUUCAACCCGACCCUGCUCUUCUACGGAGGCAUGCUCUUCCCGGCCUACGAGACCGUCAACUUCUUCACCUCCAUGCUGGCCUGUAUCCUCUUCAUGGGCAUUCUCCCGCGCUAUGCCCCGGUCUGGUGGAGAAAGUAUAACUAUCUCACCGGCGUCGGUCUCGACUGCGGCACCCAACUCAUGACUCUGGUCUGCAUCUUCGUCGUCAACCUGCCCAACCUCAGCUUCCCCUCGUGGUGGGGGAACGACGCCAACGCGUAUGACAGAUGUUUCCCUCCUGCAGAUCUACCUCCAUAUGCCUUGAACUAGUAGCAUAAUUAUCUCAAUUCUCAAUUCUAAUUCAAUCCUAUCCUAUUCUUAUGAAGUCUGCUUUCUGCAAAACCCUCGACGCUGGCUGCUCUCUGCACUCGAGUGAGACAGACGACGGCCACGGCAGGACAAGAGACGGACCAGGGGCAUCAAUGUGGGCAGCGAGGCGCAGAUGAUGGCCACCGCGCAUUCAAUCACCGACCAGACCG